AUGAUGAACCAGGUAAAACACCUUGUCCUCCUCACACUGCCUCUCUACAGGGACACAAUGACAUCGCUGGGUGAUAAAGGUGAAGGCCACUGGGAGACAACGGCAUUGCUGGGUGAUGAAGAUGAAGGCUCCGUCCAAACCCAGACGAAGGUCCUGAACCAGGGCUCCUGGACGCAGGUCAGCUGUCCCUGCUGUGUGUCUGAGCAGGUGGAGCCCCUGGUCCUCAUCCAGCUGUCAGACAACAUCCAGCCUGUCACCAAGAGGUGGCUCAUCUCCCUGAUCGGGGUGUCCGAGAGAGACGGAGGUGAGAGGUCAGGCCAGAUAGGGUCAGCAGCAGAUCAGACGUCUGAAUGUUCUUCAAUCUUUGUUGUGUUUUUUUCCAGCUCAGUACUAUUGAGUAUUAACCCAAUCUGAUUCAGCUGAUUCACUCAGGCUUCAUGAUUAGUUUAUUAGUUGAGUCUCUUGUUACAAAGUAGUGUACGUACAUCCAGUGACUGCUUUAUUAACGUGGGUUAAGCCUGACGAAGACCUUUGAGUCGAAACGUUGCACAAUACAACUGUGGAAGCGUUCAUCAGUGUGUGGGUAUCAACGUUUAUUAGCUGAAUCAAGUGUCAGUCAUUACUGGGCUGAAACUGAAGAUUGUAGGACUACACCCUCAAAGAACACCGCAGUAGAGGCAAGGAUAAUAUGGUUGAACCUUUCUCCUCCUCCCUGGACUAGGAGCAGCGUUGCUGGCCCACCCUGGAGAGGAUGAGUGUGGGGAUGUGAUCGUGGUGUCUGCUCCUCGGUGCACCCUCCUCAAAGCAACAGAGGACCUGGGUCUGUGUAAGAAAUACCGCAAUGGAGACAUGGUUGCUUUCUCCUACAACGACAGAGAAAACUUCAGCAAUGUUGGUAAGAAUGUUGGUAAUGGCAGGGGAAGAGUAGAGGGAUAGUUAUGGUAAUAACAGUUACUAACACGACUAGACAAGUUGUAAUUGAACUUGUUGUGUAGAUCUUCAGCACCCAAUACACCUUCUGUAGAAAUACAAUCAACACAUUCACUGUGGUAAUAAACUGUAGUAAUAAAGAUCAAAUGAAAUAUGAAAUGUAAUAUAUAUGACAGACUUCAUUGACGCCUGUCCUCUGUGUUAUCAGAUGACAUGCAGGAGUUCCUGACGCUAGCGGAGCGUCAGUACAUAGUCAAGUAUGAGCUGGACUUUCUAAGGGCCCAGAAGGAGCAGAAAAUCCCUGGAGUCCCUGAGUCUCAGGGGGUCCUGAAGGCCAGGGAGAACAUAUGUGAGUCUCUACUCUGUGUGUGUGUGUGUGUGUGUGUGUGUGUGUGUGUGUGUGUGUGUGUGUGUGUGUGUGUGUGUAUUAGAUAUUCGGUUUACCUCAGCAUUUUCUGUUCUCUUUGUCAUGAUCUUGCUUAGCUAAGCUGUUCUGCAGCAGAGCACCACCUCUGGUUGAUCAUUUCUGUGCUCUCUCCUGUCCUCUCUUACUGCUCUGUGAUCUGUAUUUGUCUGAGGACUACAGCACACUGUCCCUUACAUAUGCUGGAUAGUGUUAACAGUGUAAUGCAUUACUGCCGAGCUUCUGGCUAUGUUACCUCCUCUUCCCCAUCUGUAUGUGUAGUAAUGGUAGUUGUAUUGUACAGCUCGCUGUCCUGUCCUAGCUCAUCCCUUCUGUCUCUGUGCUGUAGGUCAGAAGCUAGAGAAGGCAGGAGUGAUAAAGGAUAUCUUCCCUCUGCAUGACAAACAGAGACUGACAGACUUGGGCAGGAAGUGGUACUCUGGGAAGCAGAUAUGGGGACAGCCUCUCGGUAAACAACAACAACAUAAAUAUAAACAUAGACACACGCACACAAACUUGUAUUCCUUUAUCCUACUAAUGGUCUCUCUCUCCCUUAUGCAGACUCUAUCCAGGCCUACUUCGGAGGCACCAUUGGGUUUUACUUCAGCUUUCUGGACUUCUACACCUGGGCCCUGGUGCCCCCUGCUAUCCUAGGCCUGGUCCUGACCUUUCUGCUGCCUGGAGGUGGAUCAGGAGGUGGGGUUGUGAAGGAGCAGGCUGGGGAGGGGGUGAUGGAGGGGAUGGUGGAGGUGGACGACAGCCCCUCGGUCAGCGGUCACAUGGUACAGGCCAUGUUCAGCAUGCUGUGGUCCACGCUGGUCAUGGAGUUCUGGAAGCGCCGCAGCUCCUCCAUCUCCCACCGCUGGGGCUUGCUGCACCUGACCGAGCGCUUCGCCGAGCCACGACCUGGCUUCCACGGCACCCUGGGGAUCAACCCUGUGACCGGGCGGCUGGAGCCCCUGUUCCCGGAGUGGCAGAGGCAGCUACGUGUAGGCCUGGUGUCUGUGCCCCUGGUGGGGUUGUUCCUGGGGCUGGUGGUGCUGGGUAUGACAGGGUUCUACCACGGAGAGGCCCUGGCACAGGGCUUCCAUCAGGACAGCGGCUCCCUGUUCUCUGGAGCUCUGCUCUACCUUCCCUCUGUGGCUCACAUCGUCUACACCAACAUGCUGGGGAAUGUGUACCGCACUGUGGCCAUGCAACUCACAGAGUGGGGUGAGAAAGUGCACUGGGCGAUGGGGAGGGAGAUGGGUUAGAUAGGGAGGAGGUGAAAGAGAAGUAGAUAGAGAAGAGGGAGAGAGACAAUACGUUUGAUGUUGAUGAAUUAUUGUGGUAGGGGGUAAAAUGUUUGGGAAAACAGAGCUAAGUUCACCAAAGGGCAUAGAAUAAUAGAAUAAUAGAGAAUGCAAAUGGAUACAAGGUGUCACAGAUUGUCUGUCUGUGACACCUGAAAAUCUGUUUAUUUUCUUCUUGUAGAAAACCACAGAGAGGAGUCCUCCUUCCAGAACCAUCAUACCACCAAAGUCCUCCUGGUCAGUCCCACUCGUCCUUCCCCAUCUGUCAGUCUAUUCCUCCACAUCCUCCUCCUCCUCCUCCUCUCCCUCUGGUCCUCCCUCUCUCUCUGUUCCUACUGAAUAUCUAAAUCUGUUGCAAUAGUCCCUGGUGCAGAGCUAAAUGUGUUCUGAUACAGGAAGGUGUAUUACAGAUCGGCUAAAUGUAUUCUGAUACAGGUAGGUGUAGUGUGCAGAUAGUAUCAUCUGUGUAUGUAUAAGCAGAUGUGGGAGCCAUUCCUCAGUGAGAGGCAAAUCAGAUACAGUAAAACAGGAUAUGUAUUCAGUGUUUACCCUAUAUGCAUUUAGCAGCGGCGGUGCGUAAUUUUACCAUCCUGAAUAAUUUUCGGUAAAACAUUUUCAGUGUAAACUUAAAUGACUAGAACUAGAUAUAAAGUAUGUAGAAAAUAUAAUGGAGCAAUAUAUUUUUUAUUAAGAUCACCUCUGAGAACUAACAUCGCCAAAAUAAAAAAGUUGUCAUGGCAUGAUUGAUUUUGUUAUAAUGUUUGAGUCACUCAGAUAGCAUAAAAACACUGCAUAAGCCAUGGCCAAAUGUGUACAAUUGCAGAAAACUAGCUUUAAAACUGCACAUUUUCUCUCAACCCCAUGGCAAAAUGUGUAGAAUUGUAGGAAACUAGCUUUACAACUGUAAAAUGUUAUUUCCGCCCCAUGACAAAAUGUGUAGAAUUGCAGGAAAUUAGCUUUGAAACUGCAAUUCUUCACUCAGCCCCAUGACAAAAUGUAUAGAAUUGCAGGAAACUAGCUUUAGAACUGUGAAAUGUUCUCUCAGCCCCAUGGCAAAAUGUGUAGAAUUGCAGAAAAUUAGCUUUAAAACUGUUAAAUAUUCUCUCAGCCCCAUCGCAAAAUGUGAGAAUUGCUGGAAAUUAGCUUUAAAACAGCAAAAUGUUGUCUCUGCGGCCUCUAAACCCCCCCGUGCCUCCAGAGAUAUUACUUCAAGCCAAAUUCUAUCUCCUUCUCUCUUUUUUUAGUUUACUUUCUUCAACUACUUUGCUGUGCUAUUCCACAUUGCCUUCUACAAACAAGACCUACCACUGCUAAGGAAGGUAAGAGAUGUCAGCUGGGCAGCACUGUUUGUCUAUGACUGGCCAGCGGAAAUUCUAUACAAUGUAACAGUAGAAAUAGCUCAUGUUAAACGGUAGAUCCAAAAUAAAUGUUUUCUUGAGCUGUGCAACAGAACAGAUCAUGUUCUCUCUGUGUGCAGUAUGUACUGAACCUAAAGUAAUUGAUCACAGUGUGUGUGCGUUUGUAUACAGCAGGUAACUAUUUGUGUGUGUUUAUCAUCUGUCUGUGUACACAGAGGCUUGCGUCUCUGCUAAUCGUGACCCAACUGGUGAACCAGUGUACAGAGGUGGUGGUGCCGUUUAUAGUGGACCGCUUCUUCAGUGCUCCUCAGAAGAAGCAGCAGGAGGAUGACCCAGAUGUGGACAAACUCAGAGCCCAGAGAAGCCUGCCCCCUUUUCCAGUAAGUCCAUGUAAAAUGUGUUUGUGUGUUUGAAUGUUUUCCUCUGUUUCUAUUCAUUGUGCUCUUGUCUGACUUUCUUUGUAUCUGUGCCGUAAGGGGUUGAAUUAAGGUUGGGUGUAUUUGCAUUUGUACUGUAUGUGACUGAAUGUUAUGUUUUGGUGUGUAACUUAUCGCAUUUAUCGCUAUGUUUCAGGGCCUGUUUGCUGAGUACAUUGAGUUGCUGGUGCAGUUUGGGUAUUUGAGUCUGUUCUCCUGUGUGUACCCGCUCACCGCCGUCCUCCUGCUCCUCAAUAACGUCACAGAGAUCAGAGCAGAUGCAUACAAGAUCUGUAAACUGUUCCGGAAGCCCUUCUCAGCCCCUGUGUCCAACAUGGGAGUGUGGCAGGUCAGGAGGUUUUUAAGAGAGGGAAUGGAAUGUGAACAAACAGAGAGCGCAUUUUACUGCAGAUGGAAAUUAGCUAUGUAGCUAAAUCUGGUGAAUAAAUAGAUAAUUUAUUGUAAUUUUCAAAUCAGUGCCUAUCCAUGUCACUGUACACAUGCGUCUGUCUUUGCUCCUGUCCUUGUAUGUGCCUGUAACCAUAUUUCUGUAUGCCUGUGUAUAUUUCAGACAGCGUUUGAGGUUCUGGGGUUCGUGUCAGUCAUGUCUAACUGCUGGCUGCUGCUGCUGUCUCCUCGGGUCCGGGAGUUCUGUCUGGAGGGAGGGAUUAGCGGCAGGAACAUCAUACUCUUCGCCAUCCUGGUCGAGGUACAGUAUGAUUACAGUACAGUUCAGUAUCUUGCGCAUAACAGUUGUCUUAUUCAUAACAUAUUACUGUAUCAUUAUCUGCCCAACUGACAUAUGUUGUAUGUACACUGAGUAUACCAAACAUUAGGAACACCUUCCUAAUAUUGAGUUGUUUUUGCUCUCAGAACAACCUCAAUUAUUUGGGGCAUGGACUCAAGGUGUUGAAAGUGUUCCACAGGGAUGCUGGCCUAUGUUGACUCCAAUGCUUCCCACAGUUGUGUCAAGUUGGCUGGAUGUCCUUUGGGUGGUGGACCAUUCUUGAUACACACCGGAAACUGUUGAGUGUGAAAAACCCAGCAGUGUUGCAGUUCUUGACACAAACCGGUGCGCCUGGCACUUACCCAGUUCAAAGACACUUACAUUUUUUGUCUUGCCCAUUCACCCUCUGAAUGGCACACAUAAACAAUAUAUGUCUCAAUUGUCUGAAGGCUUAAAAAUCUUUCUUUAAUCUGUUUCCUCCCCUUCAUCUACACUGAUGAAGUGGAUUUAACAAGUGACAUCAAUAAGGGACCAUAGCUUUCACCUGGAUUGACCUGGUCAGUCUAUGUCAUGGAAAGAGCAGGUGUUCUUAAUGUUUUGUAUCCUAAUACUUAGUGUAUAUGUGUGUGUGUUUGUUUGUCAGCAUGUCCUGAUCCUGGUCAAGAUGAUUCUCGCUUUUAUGAUCCCAGACGAGCCAGACUGGGUCAGAAUCAAGAGGGAACAGAUUGAGUUUCACUCCAUGCAAGCUCUUGGGCAGCAG
Messenger RNA from Coregonus sp. 'balchen', 5886 nucleotides. Lineage: Eukaryota; Metazoa; Chordata; Actinopteri; Salmoniformes; Salmonidae. The record is from the annotation of a GenBank genome assembly.